GGGAAGAGAAAAGUCUUCCACUCUCCCUAAAAAGCUUUGCAAGUUUUAAAGCAAACACAAAACCAGAGCUUGCUAUCUUUGUUUUGUGUGUUUGUGUCUCUUAAGGUAUGCUUCUUUCGUUCUAACAUAGUCCUUGUUUUCUCCUCUUCCUCUUCGUGUUGAUGUUUCUUUUAGUUUGAGUUUAAAAAUUGAACCUUUAUUAGUUCCUGAAACUGUUGUGUGUUUUCCUUGGUUGCCAAGAAAAAUUCUGAAAAUGAUGCGUUUUGGCUUGAGAGAUUUGAUUGAUAUGAAGAAAAAUCAUGUGAACCAUGUUAAAAAUAUACGCUUUUUCUCUCCCCAACAAAGAAACAAAGGACAGGUUGUAUAUGCUAUUUUGUUUCUGUUUGCAACCAUUUCUCGUUUCCUAGCUUUGCUGGAUUCGUGCUAAUUUUUAUAGUUAUUGGUAACUAACUAUAAAUAACUGAAAGAAUGAACCUUUGUCAAUUAUACGUAUGCUUUUUGCAAAUUUAUUGGUGAUUACAUGUUUCUGUAACUUUCUAAGCUGUGUUUGUUUGCUCAACAGUCAUCUGCAUCAACAAAAUGCGGAGAAUCUGCCCCUUAGUUUUUAUUUAUUUGUUUUUCAUUUUUGUUAUCUUAGAUUGUGUUUUAUGUGCUUUAAAUUUGAAACAUCAUGUUUGGUGCAAUAGGGUUUGAACCUGUUCUCUCUUGUGAUUUUUCAGAUUCUAUUGAGGCCUUAGGGGUACAUAUCUCCAUGUGCGGUGUUUCCAAGAGGAAACCUUCUCAAACUGGUUUGGUGAUGGAGGGUGAGUAUGGAAAAGAAGAGUUGCAUCAUAAAAUUUCUGCUUUGCUUGAAUUUUCAGCUGCAGAUGAUGUAAUUGGUUUCAAAGAUGCGGUUGAAAAGAAGGGUUGUGAUGUGGAUGAGGUAGGCUUGUGGUACGGAAGGCGUGUUGGCUCAAAGAAAAUAGGUUAUGAAGAGAGGACACCUCUCAUGAUUGCUGCUAUGUUUGGAAGCCUUGGUGUGUCAAAUUAUAUUCUUGAAACAGGUCAUGUUGAUGUUAACCGGGCUAGUGGUUCAGAUGGAGCCACUGCUCUUCAUUGUGCGGUUGCUGGGGGUUCUGCUGCUUCUGUUGAGGUUGCCAAGCUUUUGCUUGAUGCAUCUGCUGAUGCCAGUGCUGUUGAUGCCAAUGGUAAUCGACCCCUUGACUUGAUUGUUUCUGUGGCUAAUUCUAUGUUCACUCCUAGGACAAGGAUGGUACAAGCUCUACUGGAGGGUACAGGUGGUGCUGAUCAGGCAUGUCUUGCACUUCCAGAAGUGAUUGAUCGAAUUGAGGAACAAAGACAAUAUAUUAGCACACCUCGUGUUUCUGAGAAGAAAGAUUAUCCUGUUGAUCUCUCCCUUCCAGACAUAAAGAAUGGGAUAUAUAGUACUGACGAAUUUAGGAUGUAUUCAUUCAAAGUGAAGCCUUGUUCAAGGGCUUAUUCUCAUGAUUGGACUGAGUGCCCCUUUGUUCAUCCAGGGGAAAAUGCAAGGCGGCGUGAUCCAAGGAAAUAUCAUUAUAGCUGUGUCCCUUGUCCUGAAUUUCGGAAGGGAUCUUGUAGCAAGGGUGAUGCCUGUGAGUAUGCACAUGGUAUUUUUGAGUGCUGGCUUCACCCUGCCCAAUAUCGUACACGGCUUUGCAAGGAUGAAAGUGGAUGCACACGCAGGGUUUGCUUCUUUGCUCACAAGCCUGAGGAGCUGCGCCCCUUGUAUGCUUCUACAGGUUCUGCUAUUCCUUCUCCUAGAUCAUAUUCUGCUAGUGCUUCUGUGUUGGAGAUGGGUUCAGUUAGCCCAAUUGCACUUGGUUCUCCAUCUGUAUUGAUACCUCCUUCCUCAACACCACCUUUGACUCCAUCUGGAGCAUCUUCUCCUGUUGCUGGAGCCAUGUGGUCUCAAUGUAAUGUUUCGGUUCCUACACUGCAGCUGCCCAAAAGCAGAUUGAAGUCUGCAUCAACUGCUAGAGAUAUUGAUUUAGAUAUGGAAAUGCUUGGACGAGAAACUCAUCGACGCAGACAACAACUAAUGAUGGAUGAGAUAUCUGGUGUUUCCUCUCCUUCCAACUGGAAAAAUUCCAUGCCUAAUAGUCCAUCUUUUUCCGUUUCUUUGGGCGAUCAUUCUGGUGAAUUAAAUAGGCUUUCGGGGGUGAAGCCUACUAACCUUGAAGACAUCUUUGGAUCUCUCGAUCCAUCAAUGUUGCAGAAAUUCCAUGGAAUCUCGCUUGAUGUUGCAGGAUCUCAGUUACAAUCUCCAACCGGAAUCCAGAUGCGUCAAAGUGUGAACCAGCAGCUAGGAAGCUAUUCUUCUGGCCUUUCCACUUCAAAUGUGAUUGGAUCGCGGUCCUUUAGAAUUGAUCCAUCUGGGGAUGCAGCCACAGUGGCUUUGAAUCCAAGAGCUGCUGCCUUUGCAAAGCGGAGCCAAAGCUUUAUUGAGCGUAGUGUGGUGAACCAUCAUUCUGAGCUUCCUUCUCCUGCUACCUCUGUAGCUGCAAAGCCUUCUACCUUCUCUGAUUGGGGCUCCCCUGAUGGAAAAUUAGAUUGGACCAUAAAUGGAGAAGAGCUGAAUAAGCUGAGGAAGUGUGCUUCUUUUGGAUUUCGUAACGGCAAUAGUCCUUUAACCAUGGCUAAAACCAAAGUGCCUGCAAAUGUUGACGAGCCAGAUGUCUCUUGGGUUCACUCACUUGUGAAGGAUGCUCCACUGGAAUCUGGUGAGUACGGUGUUGAAGAUCAGCAAAAACAACUGCAGUGCCACCUUAACAAUGGAACAGAUGCGAUUCCAGCAUGGUUGGAGCAAAUGUACAUUGAGCAGGAGCAAAUGGUGGCGUGAAAGCAAUUUCAAGACUUGCGUUGGCUUCUUCUUGCAACUCAAAAGUUUAUUAUUUGAUGAUUUUUUGAAUUUUAUAGAACUUAGUUAGAUGACAAUUUGUAAAAGGAUGGUAAAAUAGUCUACCAAGGCUAGGAUACAGAAGUUGGGCAGGAUGCAAGUUUUCUGCUUCAGUAACUACCCAUUACUAUGUUAUAAUUGAUUCCAUUUUUUUCACCGAUCUUUUUCAUUAUAUGUUCUAUCGAGUUGUAAGUUGUAACUUUUCAUUGACAGAAUUACCACCAAAAGUAGCGGGGAUAAUGUAAUCAACAUAAUGAGAUUGGAGAUGUAAUGAUAUAAAAAAUUCCAAUUUUCAAUUUGCAUAUCAUGUAUUAUAGCCUUUUCAUUUGGUUCUCACAGAUUUAGUUUCUUUAAUGUUUUGUUGUGUUUGCUGUCAGUUAUCAUUAUUGCAGCAGCUGAAUAGGUUACCGUGUUUGUUUUGACGUUUGAACAUGUUCUUUAUGCUUUCAAAUGGAGAAGCAAUAAUGUGUUACUGUGGGAUAAAUGAAAGUUUGAGUGCUAGCUGGUCAACUUUGGCGACUUUUAUUUUUCCCAUUAGCCAUACACGAAUGUUUAAAUGGGUCCAAUCUAGUUAUAGCGUAGGUGAGCUAACGUAGGCUUAUUUAAAUGCUGCUAUACUAUAUAUGCCACUUGUAGUUUGUAGGUGUAACACUACUUUUUAGAUUUACUUCUUCUUUAAUGUCUGGGAUUCAUCAAGUCUCGUGUAAGCUGUAAUAAACAGAGUGUAUAUUUGGAUGAACAUUUAUAAAAUUUAGUUUA
Messenger RNA from Abrus precatorius (Indian licorice), 3676 nucleotides. Its product is annotated as zinc finger CCCH domain-containing protein 66-like. The transcript has a single exon. Gene Ontology annotation, molecular function: protein binding; metal ion binding. The coding region runs from base 671 to 2860 and encodes 729 amino acids. The record is from RefSeq and is a predicted model, not a curated record. Lineage: Eukaryota; Viridiplantae; Streptophyta; Magnoliopsida; Fabales; Fabaceae.